AAACUGUAGGGUUGUGUAGUUAAUUUCGUUGUUGUUUAGCAAGUGAGCCAACCUUGUUAAUUCAACCAUGAGUGAACCCCGACAGAGCUCAAAUGCAACGCUGUGGUACCAAAUACGCGGUUAACCGGAAAGCAUUUCUAAGCCAACUACAAGAUCAACAUAACAAAUGGCAAAAGGACAAAGAGGAAAAUCUGAGCCAAGGAAUGAAAUUUUCCUACAGUGGUAGCACAAAAAGAAAAGAAAGUACAAAAACAAUAAACUUGUUGUACAGCUGCCGCCAAGACGUCUUAUCCAUAGGUACAACAAAAAGAAUUACGCAGUAUUAGACAAAAAGCUGAGCUAGGCUAAGUUUGAGACGGGCACAAGCUUGUGGCCUAGGCUUUGUCCUUUUAAAAAAGUCAAAACCAAUUUUCAUAAAAGAAUUUGUGAAUCUGUUCAUUAAAAAAUUGGGUUAAUUUUAAGAUAAUGGCUACACCACAACAAAAUACCAGAAUUGCGUUAUCUGAUCGCUUGGAAGGCCUGCGAGUGGCCACUACACCGACGCAAGCCAAUAGACCCAGUGAUCCAGUGCCAGCCUCUAUAUUUGCCUCAACUCUAGUUGACAACAUCACAAAUGUUGCUUUGGCUCAAGACUAUGAGAGUCUCAUACCAUCACCAGAUGAAUUAAUUAUACGCCAAAGAGGAAAGCGAAGACCUUUAACGGAUUGGACACCGGAGCAAGCAGCAUCCAUCAAUUACACACGUCACCCCUUCCAACGUACCCCCACUAAAAUGCCAUUGAAUACAAAUAUGAUCUUGAGAAGUUCACCACGUAAACGUCUAUCUAUGGGUAGUACACCACCUGAACCAAUGCUGGCAUCGUUAAAUUCUCCUCACAAAGUCAGUGCAAAACAGCAGUUGUGGCCCGGAUCACCAAUUGUGAAAAAAAUACGUUUGGGGGAUGAACAAAAGCCUAUGGCACAAACCAGUGAUGAAAUUCCAUUGGCAAAGGUUUUACAGGGUUUGUCACAACAACAAUUAAUUGAUUUGAUAAUGGACAAGAUGGCAAAUGAUACUAAAGCAGAAGCGGAAUUAAGAUCACAUCUACCAAUACCAGAUAUUGAAAAAUUGGAGCAGGAACUCCUACACGCCAAGCGUAUGAUUUUCAAGUCGCUCCCCACAUCACGUCUUUGCAAGAAAACGGAUAGCACAGCUUUUGCACGAGCUUCUUUGCAUCUAAUGGAGUUUAAGCGCUUGCUAACAAAUCACACGAAACAGUUGAAUGAUUCGGGCCACUAUGAUGCGCUAUUGGAUUAUGUUUUUAUGGCUUGGCAAUAUGUGAGAGCAACACCCAAUUGGGAUAACAUCACACACAAUAAUGUACGCAAACAAUGCUUUAAAGUUCUUACAUGCAGCUGUAUGGCAGCCAUAAAAUCUGGUGGCUUACGUUUGGGCACUAAUCGUAUUCAAACACUGGAAAAGAAUUUACAUGAUUGGUCGCAAGAUUACGAGGAUGUGAUGUCCUGUGUGAAUACAAUAAACAAGACCCUCUCAAAAGGACGCACGAGCCUCUAAACCCUAUGAAACUCAAAAGACAUAAGGGUCGAUUAAUUUUGUUGAUACUCUUGUACAUGGUUUUUUUAUAAAUAAUAACUGAUACAAUCCAUUUAUUCAUAAGUUGUAAUAACAUACGUUGUAAUAGCAGCUUAUUUAAGUUUACGAAAUCAUAAUCCAAUGAUUUUUUUUAUCAAAACUAAGACCUGCAUUAUUUGCUGUUAUUUUUUAAAAAUACCUACACUAUUUCCCGUUAGUUUUCGAAUAUUUUCGAUUUUUACGUGUAUCUUAAUUUACGAAUUCAUGCCAUAUUAUUUUGUAAUUUUAAAUAUUUGUUAAUUUUAAGAUUUUACCAGACGACUUUAACUAUUUCCCGACAUUUUAUGGUAUAUUCACAAAUACCCUCUUCGAAGAACGUGACAAUCGUUUGCCAUUCGCUAUACCAAAAAAACAAACUAAAUCUUUGAAGUAUCUUUCAUUUGAUUUAAUUUAAACGAGUAUUAUUUGUUAUUUUUUUAUUAUUAUUUUAUUUUAAUUGAGCUAUUUUGGUUUUUUUUUGUGUACCCGAGUAAAAAAAAGAUGAUAUGAUCAGAUCUAAUUAUAUCUGGCGUCAUAUAAAAUUGGAUCCGCAAAGUGGUUAUAUAUAAUUGGAUCUAAUUAGAUCAAAUUAGGUCUAAUUUGAUACAAUCUGAUACAAUUAAAUCUAAUUUUAUCUCGAAUUUGUCCCAAAUAUAAUCUCCCCGACCCAAGUAAAAAAUAAUAAUAUGGUCAGAUCCAAAGAUAUCUGUCAUCAGAUAUAUUUGGAUCAAACUAUGUCUAGUUAGAUAAAAUUAGAUAUAAUAAGAUUCAAUUUGAUCUCAGAUUUGUUUCAAAUUUUCAUCUUUCUUACUAGGGUCAUAAUUUCUUAGGCUAUAUAUCCGGUUUUAACCCAUUAAAAGCAGAAAAAAUAUUAGAACUCGUAAAUAAAUGUAUUCCAAAUAUAAA
Messenger RNA from Stomoxys calcitrans (stable fly), 2517 nucleotides. RefSeq lists its product as uncharacterized. The coding region runs from base 466 to 1554 and encodes 362 amino acids. The record is from RefSeq and is a predicted model, not a curated record. Gene Ontology annotation, biological process: proteasome localization; nuclear protein quality control by the ubiquitin-proteasome system. Lineage: Eukaryota; Metazoa; Arthropoda; Insecta; Diptera; Muscidae. The transcript has 2 exons. Gene Ontology annotation, cellular component: nucleus.